Truncatella angustata is the source of this 633-nucleotide messenger RNA. RefSeq lists its product as uncharacterized. The transcript is spliced from 3 exons. The record is from RefSeq and is a predicted model, not a curated record. Lineage: Eukaryota; Fungi; Ascomycota; Sordariomycetes; Amphisphaeriales; Sporocadaceae. Bases 1 to 633 code for a protein of 210 amino acids.
AUGGCAUCAAGGCAUAUAGUCUCUGCUCUGGCAUCACUUUUCGCAGUGGCUGCAUCCAGGACAAUGACAACAACGGCAGCAUCGGCGUCAGUCACGAGUCUUUUCUUUCCAGGAUUCGUUCAAACGGGCCUUGUGGCAUCAGUCAUCACAGCUGCACCCGCCGCUACAACAUAUCUCGUGCAAUGCAGCUCGGAGUAUGAGUUUGAUUGCGAGCUUGGAGAAGGUGUGAUCUUGACAGAGGGGCCCUCGACUUUUGAGGUCAAUGUCAACAGCACUGAUAUGACAAUUAGCGAGGCUUGCGCAAUGACCUCGGGCACUGCAUCCUGCACAUUCAGCAUCGCGGGCAGUACUUCCGGAACAGAGUCUGCGUCUGGGCUAAAAUCAAUGUAUCUAAAUGUCACGAUAACAGCUGGAUUCGAGGCUCUCGCUUCUGCCUCGAGCAUAGCAGCUGCAGAGGCUGCAGCUAAGACUGCUCAGGUUACAGCGAUGGACGUUCCAAGUUCUACAACGUUUGACACAAGCGCAACCGCGACAGACAACGCAAGUAGGAACGCAGCUAUGACUACAGCAGAUCAAAAGAUGGGGGCAGUCUUGAUGAUGGUCUUUACUGUUGCUGGAACGCUAUUGCUCUAA